ACAGGCAAAGUCAAGAAAAUAAUCUUACCUUCAGGUCGAGAAACACACUCCUAUCUUGUCCUUAACGCGACUCCGGCAACAUGAUGGAGGACUUCAAUAGCGAAACUGACAGUGACUAUACCAGUUACUGGAGAGAUUGGUUCAUCUCCUCUCGCGGAAACGAAUAUUUCUGUGAAAUUGAUGAGGAAUACUUGACUGAUCGCUUCAACCUUACCGGGCUCAACACUGAGGUGCCGUACUACCAGUAUGCCCUGGAUCUGGUGACCGAUGUGUUCGACCUGGAUGCGGAUGACGACCUCCGCGAACAGAUUGAGAAAUCGGCGCGUCACCUUUAUGGACUCGUCCAUGCACGAUAUAUCGUCACCACCCGUGGCCUUGCGAAGAUGGUCGACAAGUACAAGAAGGGUGAUUUCGGCAAAUGUCCCCGUGUGAUGUGCGAAGGGCAACCUCUUCUGCCUAUGGGCCAGCAUGACAUUCCCAAUAUGAGCACUGUCCGUCUCUACUGCCCAAAGUGCGAAGAUCUUUAUAACCCUAAGUCCUCUCGCCAUGCCUCCAUCGACGGAGCCUACUUUGGAGCCUCGUUUCCCAGCAUGCUCUUCCAGGUGUAUCCAGGCUUGGUUCCGGAGAAGAGUGUCGGCCGCUAUGAACCUCGUAUCUACGGAUUCAGAGUUCAUGCGGCCGCAGCACUGGCGCGCUGGCAGGAUCAGUACCGCGAAGACAUGAAGGCGCGUCUACGCGAUGCCGGCAUGGAGGUUAAAUAUGCCGAAGAUGACGAAGUAGAAGAGGAGGAAGAAGACGACGAUGAAGACCAGACCUUUGAUCCGAAGGAGCGGGUUGUGGGCGACGCUGCAUCUGGCCGUAUGGAAUUGGGAGUUUGAGAGACUAUUCUUCUGGUUCUGAUUUCUGUCUCUUCUUGACGAUACCAACGCUCACGCUGGCUUGACCAUGCCCCAUCACUUCCCCUCUCAUAUUGUCAUAUACAACAUAUCCCAUGGCUCGUGGUUUCUCUUAUCCAAGCUACUUGCCUGCGCGUGCUUUUCAAUUUUCCUAAAAAAUACUUCGACCAGGGUUUUCCCGUCAUAUAUGGCAUGUUCCUCCUUUGUCGGUUUCAUGUUGUGGAUUGCUGUUUUCCAUUUGUGGGCGUAUGGAAG
Aspergillus alliaceus is the source of this 1151-nucleotide messenger RNA. Its product is annotated as casein kinase II subunit beta family protein. Lineage: Eukaryota; Fungi; Ascomycota; Eurotiomycetes; Eurotiales; Aspergillaceae. The transcript is spliced from 3 exons. Bases 81 to 878 code for a protein of 265 amino acids. The record is from RefSeq and is a predicted model, not a curated record. Gene Ontology annotation, cellular component: protein kinase CK2 complex; cytoplasm. Gene Ontology annotation, molecular function: protein kinase regulator activity.